Octodon degus (degu) is the source of this 1671-nucleotide messenger RNA. RefSeq names its product potassium voltage-gated channel subfamily A member 6 (gene Kcna6). The record is from RefSeq and is a predicted model, not a curated record. Gene Ontology annotation, biological process: protein homooligomerization; potassium ion transmembrane transport. Lineage: Eukaryota; Metazoa; Chordata; Mammalia; Rodentia; Octodontidae. Gene Ontology annotation, molecular function: protein binding; delayed rectifier potassium channel activity. The transcript has a single exon. Gene Ontology annotation, cellular component: membrane; voltage-gated potassium channel complex. Bases 1 to 1590 code for a protein of 529 amino acids.
AUGCGGUCGGAGAAGUCCCUCGCGCUGGCGGCGCCGGCGGAGGCCAGGGGCCCGGACGGGGAGCCGCAGGACGCCGCAGACUUCCCGGAGGCCGGCGGCGCCGGGGGCUGCUGCAGCAGCGAGCGGCUGGUCAUCAACAUCUCCGGGCUACGCUUCGAGACGCAGCUGCGCACCUUGUCGCUGUUCCCUGACACGCUCCUGGGGGACCCGGGACGCCGCGUCCGCUUCUUCGACCCGCUUCGCAAUGAGUACUUCUUUGACCGUCACCGGCCCAGCUUCGACGCCAUCCUCUACUACUACCAGUCGGGGGGCCGCCUGCGCAGGCCGGUCAACGUGCCCCUGGACAUCUUCCAGGAGGAGAUCCGCUUCUACCAGCUGGGGGACGAAGCCCUGGCUGCAUUCCGGGAGGACGAAGGCUGCCUGCCGGAAGCGGGCGAGGAUGAGAAGCCGCUGCCCUCCCAGCCCUUCCAGCGCCAGGUGUGGCUGCUCUUCGAGUACCCGGAGAGCUCGGGCCCUGCCAGGGGCAUCGCCAUCGUCUCCGUGCUGGUCAUCCUCAUCUCCAUCGUCAUCUUCUGCUUGGAGACGCUGCCCCAGUUCCGGGCGGAGGGUCGCGGGGGAAGCAGUGAUGGUGUGAGUCGAGUGGCCCCAGCCUCCAGAGGCAGUCAGGAGGAAGAGGAGGAUGAGGAUGAUCCCUUUACCUUCCAUCGCGGCCUCGCCCCUGGGGGCCUGGGGACAGGGGCCUCACCCGCACUCAGUACUUUUGGGGGCUCCUUCUUUACAGACCCCUUCUUCCUGGUGGAGACGUUAUGCAUUGUGUGGUUCACAUUUGAGCUCCUGGUUCGCUUCUCUGCCUGCCCCAGCAAGCCCGCCUUCUUCCGAAACAUCAUGAACAUCAUUGACUUGGUGGCCAUCUUCCCCUACUUCAUCACCCUGGGCACGGAGCUGGUGCAGCAACAAGAGCAGCAGUCAAUGAGUGGAGGGGGUGGCCAGAACGGGCAGCAGGCCAUGUCCCUGGCCAUCCUCAGGGUGAUCCGCCUGGUCCGGGUAUUCCGCAUCUUCAAGCUGUCCCGCCACUCCAAGGGGCUACAGAUCCUGGGCAAGACCUUGCAGGCCUCCAUGAGGGAGCUGGGGCUGCUCAUCUUCUUCCUGUUCAUUGGGGUCAUCCUCUUCUCCAGCGCCGUCUACUUUGCUGAGGCUGAUGAUAGUGAUUCGCUCUUUCCCAGCAUCCCGGACGCUUUCUGGUGGGCGGUGGUGACCAUGACCACUGUGGGGUACGGGGACAUGUACCCCAUGACCGUGGGGGGCAAGAUUGUGGGCUCCCUGUGUGCCAUCGCUGGGGUCCUCACCAUUGCCCUACCUGUUCCCGUCAUCGUCUCCAACUUCAACUACUUCUACCACCGGGAAACGGAGCAGGAGGAGCAGGGACAGUACACCCAUGUCACUUGUGGGCAGCCCACACCUGACCUGAAGGCGACUGACAAUGGACUUGGGAAACCAGACUUCUCGGAGGCGGCCCGGGAGCGGAGACCCAGCUACCUGCCCACUCCACAUCGGGCAUAUGCAGAAAAGAGGAUGCUCACUGAGGUUUGACCUGCAUCCUGCAGGAGACCCACGUCCUGCAGGAGAAGGGGCAUGUUGAGCAGACCAUCUCUGAGGCUUCACUGUCAUCUC